Messenger RNA from Oreochromis aureus, 721 nucleotides. Its product is annotated as thioredoxin-like. Bases 106 to 429 code for a protein of 107 amino acids. Lineage: Eukaryota; Metazoa; Chordata; Actinopteri; Cichliformes; Cichlidae. Gene Ontology annotation, molecular function: protein-disulfide reductase activity. The record is from RefSeq and is a predicted model, not a curated record. The transcript is spliced from 5 exons.
ACUUCCGGUUUGAGUGGGACUACUGACUAACUUUACGCAGUUUUUAAAGCGUGGGGCGUCUGCUGGCACUUUGUUCUGUCCGAGGCACGUUCAUCAGCUGGUAUCAUGGUUUACGACGUGAAAGAUCUGGAUGAGUUCCAGAAAAUCCUGAAUGACGCUGGAGACAAGCUGGUGGUGGUGGACUUCACAGCCGAGUGGUGUGGCCCCUGCCAAAUGAUGGCCCCAAUUUUUGUUGAGAUGUCAGAGGAGCCUGUCAACGCAAACGUGAUUUUCCUGAAGGUGGACGCAAAUGAUGGCAAGGAUGUGAAGUCCUUCUAUAAUGUCACCCGCAUGCCCGCAUUUCACUUUUACAAGAAUAACCAGAAGGUGUAUGAGUUCACUGGUGCUGAUGAAGCUCAGCUACAUCAAAAAGUGAGAGAGCUCAGAUGAGAUGUCCCGUGAACACGCGUACACUGAGAAAAAACCUCCCCACCAAAAACAAAAUGUGCCUCACAUUAUUUUCGGUAUUACUGUGUUACUCCUGACAAUGAAGUCUGUCCCGCACAGUCAAUAAUAUAUCCACAUAUCUUGUAACAGGUUAAUGUCCCUGUCUUAACAACAGGCUGCAAUAUGAAGCUGCUCAGUACUUUUAAUUCCGUUUUUAAUGACAGUUUGACUGUGAUCCUGAAUUACUUUGUAUGUGUUGUGUUCAAAAAGUUUAAUAAAUGAAUUAUGAAUGGAC